GUAUCACUGCCAUCUAUUGGGCAACUUGAAUACUACUGUAUUGUCAUUCUCACAUGAAGGUCUAUGUAAUCUUGCAGAGGAUUAGUCUCGUCCUAUAAUCUAAUACCGAACUCCUGAAAUCACCACCAAGUUGACCACAAGAGCAAGAUGGAUGAGGCUGAGAAACUUGUCAAUCAGGCAGCUGAUAUAGCAAGGCAAGCAACCACUUUUGACACAGGUGGGAGUCAUCAGGCAGCUAUAUAUAUGUACCGUCAAGCUGCUGCAUAUUUACAGCAGGCACAGGCUCGUGGAUUCUCAACCCCGUCUAUUGCUGACCGAGUUCAGCAGUAUAGCAAUAGAGCAGAUGUACUUGAACAGAAUGAUCAGAAGUUGUAUUCAGCACCACAGGUGAUGGAAGGUGGUCAGAGUGAGCUGGGUCGAGCAAACUUUCUCCUCCUUGAGGGUCUUGAUGAAGAUGAAGCUGGAAAUGCGGAAGAGGCAAUUGAGUUGUACUCUUCAGCUGUGCAGUUAUGUCUUGAAGUGAGCAAGGUUGUAAAGAAUACAUCAAUAGCUGAAAAAUUACGCAAUCUGGCAGAGCAGGCUUUGACUCGUGCAGAGGUGCUAAAAGCUCAGUCCACUGGAGAGGAGACAGAAACUAGUGAAAACCAAAUGGUGACAAAGGCUGGCCAUCAGAAAGUUUCUCCUACCCGUGUCAUUCCUCCAUUGGGAAUUGGCAAUUUGGUUAAUUCCAGGCCUCAGCAGCCACAAGGAAGACCUGCAGGAGCUCGUAAAGAUGGACUUCAGUUAUCAGGAAAGUCUGAGUAUUCAAAAGAGGAAGUGGAGGUCCUCAAGAAAACCUCAAAUAUAAAUGGAAGAGACUACUUGCCUUUUAUGUCCAUUGAUCUAAAAGAAAAAUUUGCAUAUUCCCUACCUUUCAGUGAUAAGGAUGGUGCCCUUGCUUUGGCUCCCAAGCAAAAGAAAAACUUUGCCAGGUGGGCAAGACCAGAGGAUAUAUCAAGCAAUCCUAAAAUGAUUGAGGUCAUAGAUUAUUACAGCAUUAAGCAGACUUGUGUAUCAGAUUGCUCUUUUGUUGCUUCUGUAGCUAUCAGUGCCCUCUAUGAAAAGAGGUUUAAAAAGAGACUCAUCACUGAUAUUAUCUAUCCCAAGAGCCGUAAUGGUGACCCAGUGUAUAAUCCAUGUGGGAAGUAUAUGAUUAAACUUCACAUAAAUGGAAUCCCUAGAAAAGUCAUCAUAGAUGAUCAGUUACCCCAGGGACAUCAUGGAGAGUUAUUGUGUUCUUAUUCAACAAAUAAGAAUGAAUUCUGGAUAUCCUUAGUUGAAAAAGCUUAUAUGAAAGUGAUGGGAGGGUAUGAUUUUCCAGGAUCCAAUAGCAACAUUGAUUUGUAUGCCCUCACUGGAUGGAUUCCAGAACGUGUGUCAGUAAAAGAUAAAGACUUCAAUAAAGAUGCAACCUUUAAAAAGAUAUUAGACCGCUUCCAGCGUGGAGAUGUGCUUGUUACUAUGGCAACGGGUGAGAUGAGUGAUGCUGCUGCUGAUAGAGCAGGCCUAGUGCCUACUCAUGCUUAUGCUAUGUUAGACAUAAAGGAGAUGAAGGGUAAACGGCUGCUAAUGUUAAAAAACCCAUGGUCUCAUCUACGAUGGAAAGGCAACUAUUCUGAAAUGGAUAAAGAACACUGGACUCCAGAGUUGUGCAAGUUACUGAACUAUGAUCCUAAAAGUGCUCAGACUUUUGACAAUGGUGUCUUUUGGAUUGAUUAUGACAGUCUUUGUCAUUUUUAUGAUGUCAUCUAUAUGAACUGGAACCCAUCACUAUUUUCUUACACCUAUUGUACUCAUGAGACUUGGUCAGCUGGAGCAGGCCCAGUACGAGACUUGUAUAACAUAGGAGAAAAUCCUCAGUACUCUUUGGAUGUGCAGUCAUCUGGUGGGGCUGCUGUUUGGGUACUUCUUACUCGUCACAUCACAGAAAUAGAAGACUUCAGGAACAAUAAGGAAUAUAUUACACUUCUUGUAUAUAAGACUGGAGGCAAGAAGGUGUUUUACCCAUUUGACCCAGCACCCUAUAUUGAUGGCAUCCGUAUCAACAGUCCCCAUUAUUUGUGUAAGAUGGUAUUGAAAGAAGCUGGCACACAUAAGUUUACACUUGUUGUGUCUCAGUAUGAGAAGCAUCUUACCAUUCAUUAUUCUUUACGAGUAUAUUCAACAUGUCCAUUCAACCUCCACAGAAUUAAGAAUUACUGCAAACACAAGUUUGAGAUUACUGGCCGAUGGAGUGGCGCUAAUGCAGGUGGGUGUCCCAAUCAUCCUGCAACAUACAAGAACAACCCUAUAUACCAAUUCAGAGCAGAUACUGAUCUCCAAGCUGUUAGAAUUGAAUUAAAGGCACCGAAGGAAGUACAAAUUGGAUUUGAAGUCAUAUGUGUGGAAGCCAAAAAUACCCAAGCAAGUGGAUACUUUUCGAAAAAGCAGUCAGGAGCUUAUAGGUCAGGUUUUGUUGUACUAGAGAUCCUUGAUGUGGUGUCAGGAGUAUAUAACAUUAUUCCUAGUACAUUCUAUCCCAACACAGAAGCUCCAUAUUUCCUCAAUGUUUAUUCUUCGUCCAGCUUGAAAGUUAACAAAUUGAAAUAAGUAGAAUAAUUGGUAGGUUAUGGAUUUGUAAGUUUGACCUAUGGUUGCCUGUGACAGUUGAUUUCCGUUAUGUUUAACCGACUGAUAGUUUGAUGUCAUCUUGUAGCUGAACAGUUUCUGGUUUACUCUUAUAUUGUAGUACAACAGAAAUAUUAUUAAAGAUUUUACAUCAUUGCUAAAUGUGGAAUGAGUUCUCGAACUUUUUAGUUUUGUGCAUUUUCAGCCUGAAUUUCCAUCUGGUCUGGGUCCUCAUCCAUGGCCCUUUUUCAUGCUUAUCUAUGUUAUCCUAAUGUUCUCUGCCAUUACUACUAUGUAUAAGGAACUAUAUUUUUGCUAACUGCUCUUCUUUGAAUCUUAUAGCUUGCUCAAACCAUUCCAGGUCUAAGGAAAAAUGUAAGAUUUUUUUUUACAUUUGAUGUAUUCUUUUUAGCUACCCUCAAAUUUCAUAAAAAACAUUGAACUUCACAACUACAUCAGUCUUUGUUCAUAGACCAGCCAAAGUAAUUAUCAGCCAUGAGGUUUUUAGCAAGUCUUAGCAAAACAGGUAUUAUUUUAUUCAUGAAUGUGAUAGAGUGCAUAAUGUUUUAAUGCCAGAAUGAUUUGUAUAAAAUAUUUCCUAAAAACUAUAUUCAGUUCCCAGAGUUUAAUAUAUUAAUAUUUGAAGAAUAGUUUAUUUUUAAAUAUGAGGAAAGUAUGUAAACACAAUGAAUCAUUAUAUGAAUAGUAAUACUGAAAUCAUUUUACUCAGAAAAAAAAUUAGUUUUAUUGUAGAGAAACAUUUUCUAAAUAAGUUUUAUAACUUGAAAGCCCUUCGAGGAAAUGUUUCCUGAAGAGGAAUAAUUUAUUUAAAGUUUUUGCUCUUGUUUUGAUGAGAAUUGCAUUUCCUUCACUUUCCAGGGAUCACUGUAUUUUUUUUCCUAGAGUAGAGUAUGGCUGACUAAUACUAUCAGAAAGGAAUACAGUGGAACCUCAGUUUUUGUACGCCCUGGUUUUCGUGCGAUUCGGUUUUCGUAGACUUUCUGAUUAAAUUUUUCCUCGGGUUUCAUACAUAUCCUCAGAUUUCAUAUAUACUUGGAAAACUCCUUCCAGGGCCCGCAGCGUGAAGGCCUGUACCAAACGCCCAAACAAAGCAUCCCGGGACAUCGCAUUACCUAUUCUGCUCGUUUUUCCUUGUUUUUGUGCUUUUUUUUAUUCAAGUGUAACUGCUAAAUAAGCCAUCAUGGGGCCAAAGAAAGUUCCAAGUGUUAGCCCUUCUGUAAAAAAGGCAAGAAACACUAUAGAAUUUAAGAAAGAACUCUUAGCAAAGUGUUGGAGGAUGUUGCAUGCCAAUCUCAGUGAGAAAAAUCCUACAACAAAUGCUGAUGUUAGUGAAUUUCAGGCCAGCAUUGGCUGGUUAGAAAAAUUCAGAAAGCGAACGGGCGUACAUAAUGUGACUACUUCAGUGAUUAAGGACAUGUUUGGACAGUGGAGUGAUGUACAAACUUUGGUGGAGAAAUAUCAUCCCAACAAAGGUGUUGUAAUCGGUGUCUCAAACAUGUUUAAUGACAGCGCUGUUUAACUUUAGGCAGAUUUUAAAGAAAUGCAAGAAACAAAUGUCUCUGGACAGUGUUGUUGUGCAACAAGAGUCCAGUAACUCUCAAGCUGGUCUAAGUGCUAAUAAAAAAUGAAGAGGGAAAUUAACCUCGGAUAGUGCCAUUAAAAAAACGAAGAGGAGAAGUAACUCUAGAUUGGUCCUUGAUACCUGAAGUCCUUCUGAAGGGAGAUUCCCCUUCCAAACAAAAACCUCUCCUCCCCCCUCUCCCUUCCUCUCCAUCUUCCAUAUGCUAACAAGUGUCUUCUGUGGAGGUGAGAGUUAUUUUAAAUGUUCAUUUAUUCAUUUUGUUAAUUAUUUAUAUUUAUUUCUCAUUGUGUAUGUAAAACAGCAUUCAUUCCCUAUAAAAUGUAUUUUUGUUAAUAUUAUGGAUGUCUGGAAUACAUUAAUUCUAUUGUUGAACCCACGAAUGAGAUCGACAACUUCUGAAAAGGAAAACAAAAACUCUUGCAUGUCUCCCUCCUGCUCCAGCAAUGGAGACCAACGGCGAGAAGGGUGUGUAGGCUCCCCUAAGGCACCUUCCUCGUUUAAAUUUACAGAAUGAUCAGCAGCCAAACAGCCCGAAACACCAACUAACCUGUCUGGGCUGGGUCCUUGCGCCAACUCCCACAAUGAAGCAUCUACAACACAAGGAACAUCACUACGCACUCUUCCAACAGAUAACUCUUUAACUUGGCCGCAAACGGGCAUGGGUGUGGCAGAUGUACGAACGUGAGUUGGAGAGGAAUCCCGAACAUUAGAGUUCAAAAGAGAAUCUCCCAGAGUCGAGCUCCUGGAAGCACCAGGGAGAGGGGCAGGCAAACACUCAUGCUGCACCAACUCUGCACUCACAACCUUCGACCUCUUGACAGGCACCUUGAGAUCCUUACGGCGACAAAUUGGCCCUGGAGAAGAAGUGGGAGCGCCUGCAUUGUGCAUGGACGGGGGAGGUUGCAACACGCUUGCGAUUCGAUGCAGAGGGCAAAGCAGCCACUGCAGAUUGCACAAGGGAAGAUACACUAACACUUUCCGAAACACCAACACUCGAGAACACGGCUGCAUUGUUCUUCCCUCUUAGGUGAAGAAAGAGCAAAGCCCCUACCCUUCCAACGCUUGAUAUGCCGACAUUGUGGAGAGGGGGAAGAAGGAGAGGAAGACAGCACUGGUUCCUUACGUGAUCUCUUCACAGGAGGUGGGGACGAUGCAACACGUAUCCUUCCAGUCCUCCCAGCCGACAUGGCAGCCAACUUAUCAUCCAAAACAGAGUCCAACCUCUUAAGGACUGCCUGGCAUAAAGCCUUAGACGGAUAAGCAAGAGAAGGCUCCGAUGACAUGGAAGGGAGAUGCAGCGAACUGGGUGGCAGAGAUGAUGUCACAGCUGUGUGGGGCAGUGCAGAGGAGACAACUGACGUCAACGAUGGAAGUGAUGUCACCAGUGGUGAUGAUGUCACGGCUGCCCCUCGAUCUGAAAUGGGAAGCAGACGCUGCUGGCGGAGGAACACAAAAUGACUGACUCCGUGACGUCAUUAGCGGGCCUGACGCCACGGCUUCUCUCUGACUCGAAGAAGCGGCAACAGUCAUUGGCGGAGCAAUACAAAAUGGCUGACCUUGGCUACCAACGAAACGAGGCUGGGAGGAGGGGGGAGGGCCUGGCCAGCAGGAGGAGGGGGGUAGCAAGCAUCCAUGAAGUGCGCCAGCAACCCCUACAAGGAUGGAGAACCCCCUAGCCUGAGCGUCUUCCAAAUCGCCGCCAUCUUGGAUGCCUCUGACUCUGGAAUAAAGGAGAAUAAUGAAAAAGCCUCCUCCCUCCUGGGAAUCAAAUUAACUUCUGAAGAAGGGGCAAGAUUACAAAGAUUAGCCUGAGGGCCUCCCGAUACUUCCAAUGACGAAUCGAUGAAAGAAACGGAAGGGGACAAAGGCACAACACUACUAUGGUGUGUGAACACAGCAGGAGACGAAACAUCGGGAAGAGGUGAAGAAAAACCUUCCCAUGAAGGAACAGUAGAAACCCUCCAAUGCUCUCUCUUGCUAUAAAACAACUUCCACUGCUCUUUAGGCCACGCACGGCAUUUGGUGCGAUAUAUGCACACAUUGCCAGAUUUCACAAGAUUACUUGCUUUCAUCUGCGUUUUAACCGGAUCCAGCUAGGUGUUAGUAGUGAUCCUGUUGUUAAGACUGAAGGUUUGUAGCUAUGAAAAAUACAAAUUGUCUUAGAAAAUUUCUCAUGUUUCGGACUUCAUGGGACAUUUUUGAACGGAUUAUGUAUGAAAACCGAGGUUCCACUGUUUAUGUUUUUACAGGAAAAACUAAGAUGUGCUUUACAUAUCAAAUUAUUUUCAAGCACUAAUUACGAUAAACCUCUUGAGAAAUCAAGAUGCCCUUAGUGGGCCUGUUCACCAGCAAUUAUCAUGCAACCACUUCUAGUGUGCCUUGUCCAGCACACUGUAGAUUGUAUUAAAGGAUUUUUCUAGCAUCCUUUUGGUAUCCUGCUAUAUUGCUUUCUUCCCCUUGUUCUCUUAGCACCUAGCUGUCCAAAUGCUCUAACUUUACCUCUCCAAUUUUCACCAAUUUUGAGAAGGAAUCCAACAAGAAUUUAUAAAUGGAAUAUGGUUGUCUUGCAAAACUAAUUCAAUAUAAUAUCUAGAUGACACCUGGUUCCCAAUUACAGUAUGAGCACCUGAGUGGCGUGAUCGGUAUGGUCUUGAUCUGCCACCUCGGUGGCCGCGAGUUCGAUUCUCGGGCAUUCCAUUGAGGAGUGAGAGAUGUGUAUUUCUGGUGAUACAAGUUCACUCUCGACGUGGUUCGGAAGUCACGUAAAACCAUUGGUCCUGUUGCUGAAUAACCACUGGUUCCAUGCAACGUAAAAACACCAUACAAAAAAAAAUUACAGUAUGAAGACAAGACCUUAAGUUAUUUAAACUGGUUACAUAUUAUGGUAUCCAUUCCUCCAAGUUACUUUACCAAAACUUGAUGUAAAAAUUUGAAGCUAUAGGAAAAGAUGAAGAAUUAUGUUUUGGUGACAUUGACCUCUAAUUGAUAUGCAUGUUCAUAAGCUAUGAGUUAGUUGGCAAAGCAAGAAUAAUUAUCAUUGUAAAGACUUGUUGUAACUAGAUGGCACAAACUAAAGAGUUAUGAGGAUUGGAUUAUCAGCAAAAAUAUGGGUAGGAGGGAAUGCAAUUGAAAAAUUUUUUUUUUGGAAACAGCCAUAAAAGACUGGAUGAAAAACAAUCAGGGGUCUCAUAAUUUUAUCUAUUUAAGACAGUAAUGUACAUUUUCAAGUUCCUAGCAAUUUUGUUGUUAAGUGUAUGAUAAAUUAACUAAUAUUAGUUAUAUGUAACUUAUACGUAUUAGCCCAGGCCAUUCAGGCACUGUCAGGUGCCAAUGUUAAAUAACAAAUGAAGAUUGUAGAUUAAAAGUAAAACUGCUGCAGAGGACCUUUGAUAUACUCGGUGCACUGAAGACAAAGUGCACUCCAGGCAGGAACUCCCUACUACAGUGUUGAUUGAAACUACUGUUCAUACUCAUUAUCAAGACUUUGGCUACUAAUAAAGUCCAAAUUGUGUAAGUCAUGUAAUAACCUUUUGAUGACUUAGGAAACAGACUGAGGAGAAUUAUUUUAGCAACAGAUAAAUUCUUGUUAUGUCACUGGAAACAUACGCCUAAUAUUCAAGGAAGUGUGUGCACCUGCUGAGCAAUCUUAUGUUCUGUCUAUUUUUGUAUCCUAUUAUCCAGGUUAGUGGUUGUUCAGCCUUCAUUAUUUGUUUGGUUGAUUCAGCAUUUAUAUGAUGUUCUUAUUUCUAUGUCAUCCAUGUUUAUGGCAUUUCUGUGAAAUCUUCUUCUUAUUUAAACUGAGCGUAUCACAAAUUUUUAUUUUAAUUAAGUGGCUUUUACCCAUCCUUCAUGCUAUCUCUUUAUUAAUAAGGCAGUUGAAUGGAAUACAAUUAGGAAUUAAUAAUAAUUAUAGCCUCUAUAUGCCUAUGAUAUGCUCUCUAGAUUAGAUUCAUGCAAUUUUGUAUCUGUUCUUGAACUUACUAUAGUUACCUGUAUUGCAUUCUUUGUUCUGUUCAUGUGUAAUUUACUUCAUGACCUAGAUAUCAUUAGGCUGUCAUGUUUUUUUUCAAAAUUCAAAGAUGUUCAAGUAUACAGAGAUUUUAUAAAAAGGAAUUUUGACUUUUGUUAUAUCUCUUUAAAUUCAUUAUUAUAUUUCCUGUAGUAUCUGCUAUUAUUUUGUGAUAUUAUUGUUUAGUUCUCCUGUAUAAUUUUUUAUUGUGUAACUAGUUUAUUAGUUGAAUUCAUAUUUAAGUGAUUGUUAGUUUAUUAUUCAUAUUUUUAGCUGCUGUUGGUAGGUCUGAUCUAAGACAUGUACAUGAAUAUCAUACUUGGGGCCAUAGAAGUACUAUACCAUAACCAUUGUUGCUGGUUAGCUUAUUCACACAACGAAGUAUGGCCAAAAAUCUGUCAUGUGUGACUUUGUACUUGGAGUUUGAGGAAGGCCAAGAUUUAUGGAGUCAAAUAAGGCUGAUCAUUGGACUUGACUGGAUAGUAUCCAUUGUAACUUUCAGUAAUCUCUGCAUCUGUAUGUUCAAAUCACACUUGCAGAUAAGAUAGUAACCACUCUUGCAGAUUUGUUAGAAAUCAGUAUCUUAGUAGUAUUUGAAAUGUUUUUGCUAUUUACAUACUAUUUCUCUUUACUGUAUAUAUAUAUAUUAUAUAAUAAUAUUUAGCUACACUGUAUUUUUUCAUAAUAUUCAUAAUACUGAAUUCAUCCCCUUUGAUAAGUGCUAUAUUUACAUGCAUUUUUAUACCUAUAAAGAUUUGUAGGGUAUGCAAGGUAUGUUAUGAAUCACAUACAUGAUACUACAUCACUAUUUAACCUAAGUGUUCACAUUGAGGACUUGAGUAUUGAAUUAGAUAUCUUUUUGGAAGUUUCUCUUACAAAUCAUUGCUUCUCUUAAUUGAAAUUAUGCAUUUAUUUACUGCCUUUUUUCUUUAACUAGGAUAUUUCAGUUCCUAUGGCCUAGUAGAGCAAAUGAGAUCAGCAAUAGAAACUUUUGGGGAACUCUGAAGAAGUUAUUGUUUAACCUGACAACUGUAAUUGAAGCCCAAUUUACUUUGCACCUAGGCCAGGGACUUUUAAAUACCAAGCUGCUUGUGGGACCAGUGAUUUUGAUUUAAAAUCAUUACCAAACUCCCCUAGUUUUGGUUAAUGUCCUGAAGUGGUUUGAUGCUUUGACACCAUAUUCUGCAGUGAAGGGGAAUUCAGACAAAAUAACAAAUCCCAACAUUUUAACCCUCAUACAUGAAGUUCACUUAAAAAAUUCCUUAUCUGGACACGUGAAGUUUACAAUUUGAGUCCAGGCUUUCCCAGUACCUUCAAAUCAAGCUUCCAAGCUUUAGAAAAUUUUCCAUCUAGCUACCCCGUCUCAAGCACUUUCAUUGGAAGCUUCAUUCAAAGCUCACAGACUUCAUUAUUAUUUGCUGGUAGGCUCAUCUGAUGUUAUGAAGUCUUUCAAAUCUUAUAUUCAGUUCAUUGCCCAUAGGGGUAGUAUUAAUUUGGAACAUUGAUUUUACUGUUAAAAAAUAAGAACACUUUUAAAAGAUUUGGCAUUUGCUUCAUGCAGUUUCUCCUCAGUUGGUCAAGGAAAUUAUCCUUUUUUAUAUGCUGUUAAAACUGCAUUUGAUGGUUAUGUAUUGUCAGGUCUACUCAUCCUUAUGGACUAUGGGAAAUCUGUUUUAUAUCAGUUUUAGUUCUGAAGAGUAAAGAUUAAAAGUUGAACCAAACUUAUAAGGAAGUUGGGAAACAUACAAGAAUAUGGUACCUUUAGUUUACAACCAGUAUCCUGUUAAAAGACAUCAUGAAACUUAUUACAUGGCAUUAAAAUGAUACGUAUAAAGAAAAUGUAUGCUGAACAAGAAUUAUUAUUGUUGUAUACUGAAAUGACCAUUUUUGGUCAUUAUAUAUUAGAGACAGAGAGCUAUUUACAGCCUACUCAGCUUUCAUCAGUGGGAGAUUGAUAGUUAGAAAUGACUUGGCUUUUAAUGGUAUUUUAAGAAGUUGGUAUUAUUUUAUUGUUAUAAAAGCAGAGUUCGUGUGAUAUAUAAUCUGAAGGAAGUAUUAAAGAGGGUUGAUGAUGCUGUGGAAGGAGACUCGGUAAAUAUCAUAAAAGAAACCCCUGGCUAUGCUCGUACCAAGAGUUUAAGAGAGAACUCCCCAUCAAUUGAUGUGGAUCCUGGGAGUCAAUAUCCUGCAUAUACCUUUGGCCAACUGUGUAUAUAGUUCUCAUGUAAUUUUCUCAUAUAAAGUCUUUAAUAUCAGAUAGUUUUAAGUCUUGGUUGAAAACACAGUUUGUGCCAUAAAACUGAUCUUAUUUCCAGAUACGUGUGCUGUACUUUUAGAAUAACUGUAUUAGAUAUUUUGUUUGGAAAUUGUAAGUAAAGAGCAAGUUUCUUAAGAGGCAAGGAAAAUGAAUUAUGAAGGAAACCAUGUUCUUAGGUGAUGAUAGCUACUUUCCAGUGAUGUGUUGAAGUAGCAGGGAAAUGGUAACACUUAGGAACUAUUGGGCUUGAUUGGAAGAUAUGCAACUGAAUAAUUUCUACUGUGAUAUAAGGUGUUUGUAGGUUUUCAUUGCAUGGUAUGGUACUGUUGAAGCAGAUUAUAAUCCAUCCAUAUUUAUUGUUUACUUAUGGUCAUAUAAGUGUAUGUAUUUCUAUAUUGUUCAAUAAAAUUUUUAUAUAAUAA
This is a messenger RNA of Macrobrachium nipponense, 10937 nucleotides long. Its product is annotated as calpain-7-like. Bases 148 to 2628 code for a protein of 826 amino acids. Gene Ontology annotation, biological process: proteolysis. The transcript is spliced from 12 exons. The record is from RefSeq and is a predicted model, not a curated record. Lineage: Eukaryota; Metazoa; Arthropoda; Malacostraca; Decapoda; Palaemonidae. Gene Ontology annotation, molecular function: calcium-dependent cysteine-type endopeptidase activity.